Messenger RNA from Kuraishia capsulata CBS 1993, 339 nucleotides. RefSeq lists its product as uncharacterized. Gene Ontology annotation, cellular component: mitochondrial large ribosomal subunit. Gene Ontology annotation, molecular function: structural constituent of ribosome. The transcript has a single exon. Lineage: Eukaryota; Fungi; Ascomycota; Pichiomycetes; Pichiales; Pichiaceae. The record is from RefSeq and is a predicted model, not a curated record. The coding region runs from base 1 to 339 and encodes 112 amino acids.
AUGACAUUCUAUUGGAACAAUCGUAUUCGGAGUACAGUUAGUAUCAUGUUGAAGGGAUUCAGAAGCAUACAGAUAAGAACCUUUGGCUCGACCGCCCUGAAAAUGGACGUCAAGUCCAGUUGUCCCGUGGGAACUCCGUUGAACCUGUGGGUCAUGAACACACCACAGGAGCCACUGGCCAUGGAGGAUUCCGAGUAUCCAGAAUGGCUGUGGAAAUUGCAGGACGCGCAGCAUUUGCAGCAGCAGAAGGCCCAGGAUCCGUUUAGAGAUGCCAGGAGCAAGAUCAGAAAGGACAAUAUCAAGAGAAUAAAGAUGAACAACUUUAUGAGGAAGAUGUAG